Molecule: messenger RNA, 6184 nt
Organism: Patella vulgata (common limpet)
Lineage: Eukaryota; Metazoa; Mollusca; Gastropoda; Patellidae
Product: zinc finger protein 532
Exons: 2
Coding region: 234-5183 (1649 amino acids)
Source: RefSeq, a predicted model, not a curated record
GUCACGUGACGAUAUCCAGCCCCAAAUUUCCAUGCCGAUUUAUUGUGAAUUCUGCACAAUUUUCCAAAGACCUGCCUGCAAACUAUUUUAGCACAUGGAGAAGAUAUAGAAAAUGACCGAGGGGAAAUAACUCUACUUGAAUGUUUGGGACUAGAUCUUCCAGACUUUCACUUAUUGAUGAAAGAAACACUCUUGUUUGUCCAUCCAUGUUUUAAAAACACAAAUCAGACAGCAUGGAUCCUGAGAACAUGGAUCAAAAAUCCGAGGAUAAGAUUUGUGAGAUGGAAGCCAUGAAUGAAAUAAAAGAAGCAGAAAUAAAAAGACAAUCAACAAAUGAGGAAUUAGACAGGGAGAUGAAAUCCAACAUUUCAAACGUUUGUGAAAGUAAAGAAUCCGUCAAUGAUAAUUAUGAAGAAUCGGAAAACAUUUCUUAUCAACUGAUAAAUCUUGAAUCCGAAGUUGAAAAAUCGUCAUUUCCGGAAAAUAGCACUACAGACCAAAAUGAGAAAAGUGGAAAAUGUAGCGAAGACACAAAUUGCAUGAAAUCGGGUUUAGAAGCUAAAGAUAAGCAAACUGGAAUCUCAAUAUUGAAUACUUCGCUGGUUGAAUCAACAAAUUCUGCCGAGUUUCUCCAAUCUGUUGAUUCACAAUCCUCAACAAUUAAAAUAUCCGAAGAGGCCAGUUUUCAAAUGAACAGAGCACCAGAUCAUUUUGAAGAUAGAGAAGAGCCAAAUAAAACUGACGAUUUAACAAAAUUGCAAACCUUAAAAACUACCCACCCAGAAAUGAUGAAACUGGAUGAACAAAAUGUUAUUGAAUGUCACACUAGUGAAGAUGUAGACAAUGAUAAACUGAAAGUAGAUACAGGAAGAAAAGAUAUAGACGAUGAUAAACUAAAAGUAGAGACAGGAAGUAAAGAUAAUGACAAUGAUAAAUUGGAAGUAGAGACAGGAAGUAAAGAUAAUGACAAUGAUAAAUUGGAGGUAGAGACAGGAAUUGAAGAUACAGACAGCGAUAAACUGAAAGUAGACACAGGAAGUGAAGGGUUAAACAGUGAUAAACUGGAAGUGGACAGUGAAGAUAUAGACAAAGGCAAUGAUAAGAUGAAAGUAGACACAGCAAGUGAAAAUAUAGACAAGGACAAUGAUAAACUAAAAGUAGACACAGGAAGUGAAGAUCUAGACAAUGAUAAACUGAAAGUAGAGACAGGAAGUGAAGAUAAAGGUGACGAAGUAUUGGAGGAAAUAAACAAAGGCGAAAAACAUUCACAAGAUGAGAUUAUGGACCAACCUAAUUUUGCGUCAAAUCAGUCUGAGAAAACUCCCAUCAGAAGAAUUACCCCAAAACCAACAAUUUCAGACCAAAUAGACGCCUUCAAUCGUUGUUUUGGUUCGACAGAUAGCGAUUCAGAUUGCGAUAAACUUGUACUCGAUUAUAAAACACAGGGUUCGGAAAGUUGUACAUCGGGCGCCGAGACAGAUGUAGAUCUCCAUGGAAACAAAACAACAAAACUGAUGAUGUAUUCUAAAUCUGAAUUGAUGAAAGAUACUCUAAUACCACCAGUCUGUAACGAAACAGAAACAGAAGAUAACCAGCGGUCUCAAAAAGAGGAAUUGAAGAACCGCAUGAUGGAUGAAAAAGAUGAAAGUGUUCGCAAUAAUUUGAUGAAGGAUGGAAUGUCCAGAGAUUCUACUAUAGAUACAGAUGAGAGUGUGUCAACUGAGCAGUCCGUUUAUCCUAAUUUCAAACCAAUAAUAGACGUGCAAAGUCCACCACGAACAAGUAAAGAUGACGAACUGAAGGGAACAAGUGGCAACGAUCUAGCACAGAUUUCAAAAGAUUUGGAGAUGGAGGAUCAGAAAAUGUCAUAUUUGAAUGAUGGAAAAACAUUUAGUGAUGAAUUAAAACCUGAAAAAAUUUCAAUGGCUGUUGAUGGAGACGAAAACCAAGUGUCAUUAAAUUUAAAAUCUGAAGACACCUUAGCCGGAUCAGGCCUUAGUACAAACACUCCUAAUCGCCCUGAUUCACGUCCAGAAACAGAAAUGGAAACACAGUCUAUCCCAGAGUUCUCUCCCACGUUGAAUAUCAUCGCUGGGGUUCAGAUUACACCAGAAGAAUUUGAGAAAAUUGAGACAGAAAAUGACUUAAGUUUUAGUUCGAAGAAUGAAAGUUACGAAGAUGGAAGUAUUUCUGAGAGUGAAAUCCAGUCGGUGGCGGUUAAAAUCUCCGAACCGGCGCCAAUACUAGCGUCAAUUCUUGACAAACAAGUCCCCAAAGUAUCUAGCACUGUAUCGGAGAGGGUAAACGCUCCAGAAACAAACGCAACAAAAUUGACUGGCAUGAUAACCAAGAUCAAAACAGAACCAGUAGAUGAAGGCUACCCUUCUGCUUCGAGUUUCAAUGUUUCAAAGAUAAAUGUGGCAGGAAACGGCAAACCUACACCGAUUCCAUUGGCGAUACAGUCAUCAUCAUUGAUGCCUUACUCAUCAUCAUCUUCGUCAUUAUCAUCAUCAUCUACAGUAACGCCCCGUUUUUCUCUGUCAGAAAAUUCAAAUUUAGUAUCAAGAUUAAAGGUAAAAAAGGUCACAAAUACUGCACAGAUAGCGGGACCAAGAAUUAUUCGCGUUCCGAAUCCCAGACCUCCGUAUCAAGAAUUAAAUAUUCAACCAAAAAGACAGGAGAAUGGAAAUGUUGGUAGGAAACCCACACCCCGUUACGGUGGAACCAAGAUUGUACGAAUCACCCAGGCAACGGCCAAUAAACAACUAGGUCCUAAAGUUAAAAAGAAUUUCGAUUCAUUUGACAUUGCCAGUGUCACAGAUAUAUUGCAGAGAAAGCAUAAAAUCGGCAAUCAUAAAGCACCACCUAUCUUGAUGAGAUACAAAGAUUAUUUGAAGGACUUUACUGUGUCAUCGUGUCUGGAAUGCGGUGACAGUUUCACAUCGCGUGAAAUGCUUAGUUUCCAUAGAAACCGAGUCAGUGUCGAGAUCAGUUACAAAUGUCCACUUUGUAUGAAUGUGGUCAUUUUCUACAAUAAAUGCUCCUUUUUAAAUCAUAUCAGAAUUCAUAACACUGAGCGCGCUCAGAGUAAAAAUCCGGCGAUACAGGUAAAGGCUGAUAUUUUGUCCAUACGCUUAGCUCCGUAUAAGAUGAUGCUAGAGACGCUGGAGAAGCCGAUUCCCACGAUUGAGAUCUCCGACAAACCAAGACCUCGUCCUCCGCAAAAUCUGGGUUCUUGCACUGAAUGUGGUAAAGUUUGCGAUACUAACUUGUCAUUGGCUGAACAUUUUGGUAGUGGUGAAGUGAUUUGUUCGUUUGCACACGUGUGUAACAUGUGCAACAUGAUAUUUCCCCGUCAGUGUGCGCUCGAAGCACAUAAACGAUAUCAUUCAAACCAAAUGCCAUAUACCUGUCCAGAGUGUGGACUGGUAGUAGGGGAAAUCAACGAAUUUAGAAAACAUCUCCACACUAAAUGUUUUCAUUUUACCCGAGCUGGACUUUUGCGUUGCUUUCGUAACCUGUGGAAACCAUGCGGACAUACAGAUAUUCGACUUAAUUCAUUUAUAAAACAUCUUCACACACAUCAUGCCACGAAGAUGAACGAAUGCGCAGUAACAAAAUCUCCGUCGGGUGAAGAAAAGACAGUAACAACAACGAUAGUUGCUUGCGGAAUCUGCAAUACGGUUUUACGUAAUCCAGUGAAAAUGAAAGAACACAUGAACAUUCACGUUAAGGAGGUGAAGAGGAACGCAACUUUUGUUUACGUUUGUACGAAUUGCCCCGUCAGCUCCUGUGGUUUAAACUUAAGCAUGUACACAUCUAAAAAGGAUCUCGAAGAUCACUACAGGUCAAAGCACAGAGAGUACUUUAAGAUGCCACCAAAUGUACGCUCGUUGAUCUGCAGCGCAUGCAGUACUGUUACAGGUUCGUACUCCAAAUUUCUUGAACACCAACUUCAAGCGCAUGAAAUGAUUAAUGCAGAAUUUUAUUUCUGUCAGCAGUGUAAAUGCAUGUUUGAAAAUCCUGAUAUUCUGUCAAUUCAUACCUGCCAUCCCAAAGUCUUCACCAUUGCAAAACACAGUGAAAACUAUGGGGAACCGCAAAAACUCUGUGAAAUCGCUCCAAAACCUGCAGUAAACUCGCCACCCAGGAUAAGUCUUAAAUCUCCGCCAAAACCGAUGAACAAAUCACCACCAAAACCAGUUUCAAAAGUGCAGCCAAAAAAACUGGUCCAACUACAACCGAAGCCACCAGCUAAAGUGCCAAAUUUGGUUAUCAAACUUGUGCCAAAGGCGCCUGAAAAACAUGAGUGCUUAUUCUGUCAUAAGGAGUUCAAGAAUAAAGAUGAAAAAGAGAAACACAGCCAAUCAGAGCACAGCUCAUUUCCGUGUCAUUUAUGUGGAUUAACGUACAAAACGCAACUAAACCUUGACGAACAUGUACAGGCGACACAUGAGGGAUCAAAACCAGGGUUUUUCUGUCUUCCGUGCAAGAAAAAGGGAAUUACAAGAACUUUUGUUAAGGCCGGUGUUUUAGAGAAACAUCUAAUCUUCAAACAUCGAAUUGCAAAAGCUCGUUUAAAAAGGUUUAUUGCAGUGGGAAAGGAAUCCUCAAAAUCAGACAAAUUGAAACGCAAAACCCUUGAUGAAUUAGAGUCUGUUCCCGUUAAGCGUCUGCGCGUUGAAGGAAGUGGUGUGUAUACAUGUGUAAAAUGUAACUUCAACACGGAAGAUUCGUCCGAGUUCAGCGCUCAUAUCGAGACCCAUAAAACCACGGACACAACUCAAUGUCCAGAAUGUGGACUAUGUUUCAGUGUUUUGCCGUCGCUUAAAAAACAUCUAUUUAUGGUGCAUAAGAUUCGUAAUGCGGAUGAAUACAUUUCUGAAAAGGGAAUUGAAGAACCAGAAGAAAUGGAUGUCGAUGACGAGGAGGACGAUUUGUUGGAAGUGACGAUAAGUCCACGGAAAACCCCAUUUACAGACAUAGCUCCUAGCGAACCAAUACGAAAGAAGAAUGGGCCAAUCGGGGAAUUAGAAUGUCGAGUGUGUUAUCGUGAAUUUGAAAGUGUAAAUCUGUUGAAGAAUCAUAUGAGAGUUCAUGGAAUGGCGUUUAUACGAUCCCGUCGCCUGACACCGUCCGAAUCAGACGGUUGUAAAACUGACAAGGAAGAACCAUCCCCUUAAAGAUGUAAUAAUGUAAGGGCGAAAUCUGCUUAUUGAAUAAAAACACAAGACGAAAUAACCUCCUUUCUGCAUCACAUUUUUAGGAUUGACUGAGAGCGAGAAUAUUUUUGGGUAUUGUCAUCUAAUGUGCUUGAAAAUUUAUGUACAUUAUUUUAAUUAGUAAACUGGAGAAGACUAUCAAAUUCCAACAAUUUCUGUAAAUUACUUCUAAAGUUCUAGCCCUUGUUUAACUUUGUAGAACCUUGUGAACACUUGAAUGACAAAAGUUAUCAUCUGAUCUGUAUGUAGUUGAUAUCAAUGUCUAUUACCUACAAAAGAAUAAAUGUGACAAGCCUUGUUGACAGCUCAGCUGAUUUAGCUGCUGUGGACGUAUGUUUCGUUCUGUCUGUAUAAAAUUAUAUAAGAUGCAAUCUACACAUUUGGUUAUGUUUUAGUUAAAUUUGUACAUAUAUUGUGUAUUUCUGUUCAUGUAGAAUUAAGGAAUUGAAUAAUGAUCUUUUAGAGGCAUAAUCUAAUAAUAAGUAAUAAUCUAUAAAUGAUUUUGUGUAUAGUUUGUUUAUGUUAUCGACAAUUAUUUUGUGUUUGUAUAUAUACUUUAUAUAUAAAUACUUUUAUAGGAGCUAAAUCGCUGUGGGGGAGGGGGUUGAAUGGCCAAAUGCUUAGCGGAUGCAUGUUGAUUCAUAAGGUCUGCCAUUGAGUCAGUUGGGGUGGUUUCGAUUCCCCGGUUGUACAUGACAAGGAGUAGGGUCGCCUGUCCAACCUCGUGGGUUUUCUCCGGGUCCUCCGGUUUCUUUCCACUGCUAGAGGCCCCUAUGCGCAAGCGAAUUAUUGAAAUAAAAUUGGGCCAUAUGUUAGACCCGAAGUGAACUAGGUUGUGUCGAGUGGACGUUAAACCCCAUCUCUCUCUGUCUUGCUAAUAUUUUGAACGUAGAAAUUUACACAAAUAGGUCGCAACACAUAUAAUAAUGUAAUAAGAAUGUAUAUAAACUGAUUUACAUGUA